CCGGCUCCCUCCCGGUCCCCGCCUCGGCCCCGGGCUCCGAAGCGGCUCGGGGGCGCCCGGUCGGCCAGCGUCGUCGCCCACCGCCUGCCCAGCCCCCCGCCCCCGGGGACCCAGGCUCGCCAGCGCGCGCAGCGGGGAGCCGGCCGGGACGCGCCAUGGGGGGCCCCUCCGCCCUGCCCCUGCUACUGCUCCUCGCCAGCUGCGGGGCGCCCGGCGGGGCCAACCUCUCCCAGGACGGCUACUGGCAGGAGCAGGAUUUGGAGCUGGGAACUCUGGCUCCACUCGGCGAGGCAAUCAGCUCCACAGUCUGGAGCGGCCCUGACAUGCUGGCCAGUCAAGAUAGCCAGCCCUGGACGUCUGAUGAGACAGUGGUGGCUGGUGGCACCGUCGUGCUCAAGUGCCAAGUGAAGGAUCAUGAGGACUCAUCCCUGCAGUGGUCUAACCCGGCCCAGCAGACUCUCUACUUUGGGGAGAAGAGAGCCCUGCGUGACAAUCGGAUCCAGCUGGUCAGAUCUACUCCGCACGAGCUCAGCAUCAGCAUCAGCAACGUGGCACUGGCGGAUGAGGGCGAGUACACCUGUUCCAUCUUCACCAUGCCCGUGAGGACCGCCAAGUCCCUCGUCACCGUGCUCGGAAUCCCACAGAAGCCCAUAAUCUCUGGCUAUAAGUCAUCAUUACGGGAAAAAGAAACAACCACCCUAAACUGUCAGUCUUCUGGAAGCAAGCCUGCAGCCCAGCUGACCUGGAGGAAAGGUGACCAAGAGCUCCACGGGGAACCAACCCGCGUCCAGGAAGAUCCCAAUGGAAAAACCUUCACCGUGAGCAGCUCAGUGACCUUCCAGGUUUCCCGGGACGAUGACGGGGCAGACAUCGUAUGCUCUGUGAACCACGAAUCUCUAAAGGGGGCUGACAGAUCCACCUCUCAGCGCAUCGAGGUUCUAUACACACCAACGGCGAAGAUUAGGCCAGACCCUCCGCAUCCCCGUGAGGGCCAGAAGCUGUUGCUUCACUGUGAGGGUCGCGGAAAUCCCGUCCCCCAGCAGUACCUGUGGGAGAAGGAAGGCAGUGUGCCCCCGCUAAAGAUGACCCAGGAGAGUGCCCUGAUCUUCCCCUUCCUCAACAAGAGCGACAGCGGGACCUACGGCUGCACGGCCACCAGCAACAUGGGCAGCUACAAGGCCUACUACACGCUCAACGUGAACGACCCCAGCCCGGUGCCCUCGUCGUCCAGCACCUACCACGCCAUCAUUGGUGGGAUCGUGGCUUUCAUCGUCUUCCUGCUUCUCAUCCUGCUUAUCUUCCUGGGCCACUACUUGAUCCGGCACAAAGGAACCUACCUGACACACGAGGCCAAAGGCUCGGAUGACGCCCCAGAUGCAGACACAGCCAUCAUCAACGCAGAAGGCGGGCAGUCGGGCGGGGAUGACAAGAAGGAGUAUUUCAUCUAGAGGCGCCCAGCCACCUCCUACGCCCCCAGGGGCCCCGCGGGGACUGCCGGGGCCAUGGCCAACCUGGACUUGUACAGAGCGACCCCAGGGCCGCCCCUCCCGCUUGCUCCCCGGCCCCCCCACCCCCCUGUACAGAAUGUCUGCUUUGGGUGCGGUUUUGUACUCGGUUUGGAAUGGGGAGGGAGGAGGGCGGGGGGGAGGGAGGGUUGCCCUCAGCCCUUUCCGUGGCUUCUCUGCGUUUGGGUUAUUAUUAUUUUUAUAACAAUCCCAAAUCAAAUCCGUCUCCAGGCUGGAGGGGCAGGGGCCCCGGGGUGAGGAAAGCUAAAGCCCCUGGAGUGUUAGGAGGAGGGCGAAGGCCGAGGGGAAAGGACAGGGCUCUGAGCCGGGCUGGUGGGGGGGGGGGUGCCCUCUCCAGCCCCACGUCCUCCACCUGCCUUUUUCCGGGGAGGGGAUGGGGAGGUGGUGGGCGGAAGCUGCAGGGGGCCCUCCCUCUGCUGGCCAGCCGCACACCUCGAGCUGGGGACAGGGAACCAGGCGCCACCCCGUCCUCACCCCCCUCCUCCACCACCGCGGGGGAGGGGCGAGCGGGGGGGGGGGGUCCCGAGGAGGCGUGACCUGCAGGUGGCAGGCAGCCAGGCAGGGACCCAGGGCCUCGCCACGGGGAGGACGCAGGCCCCCGCGAGGAGGCGUGGGUCCUGGCAGAGGACCUCGCAGAGGCAGAGGAAGGAUGGCAGAGAUGGCGGUGGACCCCUGGGCCCCCUCCACGGGGAGGGAAGCCGGGCCCCUCGGGGGCGGCGCAGAGGAAGGCUGUCCCCUCCUGGCUCCGGCAGCUGUGGGAGCGGCGCCGCUCCGGGCCCCUCGCUCUGACCUGAGCCCCGAGCCCUGACUGUCGCUCGGCAACCACUCCUCCAUGGCAUCGCUCGGCAACCACUCCUCCCCGUCUUGUGCCGCCUGCGCCCCUUCCCGUUCCCUCAGCAGCCAGGCAGACAUAACAACAAAAAUACUAAAAGGAGCUUCACUGCA
Messenger RNA from Leopardus geoffroyi (Geoffroy's cat), 2471 nucleotides. It is a transcript of the gene CADM3, whose product is annotated as cell adhesion molecule 3. Bases 156 to 1448 code for a protein of 430 amino acids. The transcript has 10 exons. Gene Ontology annotation, cellular component: presynaptic membrane. Gene Ontology annotation, biological process: homophilic cell-cell adhesion. Lineage: Eukaryota; Metazoa; Chordata; Mammalia; Carnivora; Felidae. The record is from RefSeq and is a predicted model, not a curated record.